UUUUGUCCUGUGUACAAGGUCGUGCAACGAUACAAGUUCGAACGGAUUUACGAGUCUGUUCGUUUGGAUUGUUGUUAGUGGAGGCUUUGGUCAACUGAUAAACGUCCGAAAUUUGCUCAGUGUUGUUAUUUGUUCGCUUUUCAAAUGUCUAUAGUUUCCCUUCAAAUCGGUCAAUGUGGUAAUCAAAUUGGAGCAAAAUAUUUCAGUACUGUAUAUGAUGACUGUUGUGCCAAGAAAAAUCCACUUCUAUCAAAAACUGACACAGAAUAUAUUAGAGACUCGUUAAAUACAUUUUUCUACGAAUCUUCAAAAGGAUGUUUGACAGCCAGGUGUGUUCAGAUAGAUAUGGAAGAAAAGGUUAUUGCCAGUGUCACUAAAAGUACCUGUCGGGAGAAGUGGAGUUAUUCUCCUAAUAGCUUUUUUACAUCCAAAUGUGGCUCAGGCAAUAAUUGGGCGUACGGUUAUUUCGUUCAUGGAAGUGAAUUUGAAGAUCAGAUACAGCGUUUAAUUCAGAAUCAACUAGAAAAUUGUGAUUCACUAGAUGGGAUCUUGGUAACAAUGAGUUUAGCUGGUGGGACAGGUUCCGGUGUGGGUACAAAAAUACUCACACAUUUAUCUGACAUUAUACCUAAAGCAUGUGUGCUCACACAGUUGAUAUGGCCAUUUACACGUGGUGAAGUAUCUGUUCAAGCUUAUAAUGCUAUACUUACACUUGGACAUUUGUUGUCUCCAUCUACAGCCAAUAGUCUCGAUGGUUUCAUAAUGCAUCAUAAUGAUACGUUACAUGCUAUUUGUUCAAAUCGUCUUUUGGCUAGUGAUCCAAAUUGUCAAAUCGGUAUAGAUCAUUUAAAUGCCCUUCUUACUCAUCAGUUGGCUGGGAUUUUACAGCCCACUAUAAAUUAUACUGAGACAGAAUAUUUUAAGGAUAAAAAACGUUUAACAUCUUAUUUAUUGGAUCUAUGUGGACAUCCUGAUUAUCGAAUAACUCGUUUACGUUGUUUACCGUAUAUGCCUGUAGAAAAUCGUAAAUUCUGUACAGAAACUUGGGCUCAAUUAGCCCGUCAUGCUAGACAAAUGUUAUUGAUGGGUUCUGCUGUAGAAGAUAAACUUGAUUGGUCGGCCAGUGCUUCAAAUAGUGGAUCUAAUAACCGAAUUGAAAAUUCACGGCUCCCAUUACUUUCCUAUUUAUCUGUAUUGCGAGGUGACGGAGCAAGUGAUCAUGUUCGAGAUUCGAAUACUUUUGUUCAUUCACUUACCAGGGAUCUUUUGAUUUCUGGACCUCCACCAGCUCCUGUUCCUUCUUCUUUUGGCUCAGUUGUUCGUGGACAUCAUCGUCAUUUUGGAGAUUACCCUCGUAGUUUGUUUGUUGCUUCUAAUGGGGGUGGUUCACGUAUAGACAUCGUCUCUACUGCUGAAACUAAUCGCAAAGAAUUAUGGAUGUCUGCAGCAUCGUUAGGCGAUACAUCAGCUAGUUUAAAAUAUGUGUCUCUUCGUGCCUGGGAACUGUUUGCUUCUAGAGCAUACAUACAUCAAUAUGAGAAAUAUGGACUGACAACAGAUAUCUUUAUGGAUUGUGUUGCUACAGUAGAGCAAAUUGCACAUUGUUAUUCUACUCUGUCAUGGUACUAAACGUUUGUGGGUUUCAUUUUUUACUUACUCAUCUUUUGUACAUAUUUUCGUUAAUAUUUAAAAAUGAACCAAUUCGAUUUUAUUUUCCAUUCAUUAUUGUUUUUUGGUAGCGGUUUUACCUGGUUCCUGAACGCUUGAAAUUCCUCUGUUGUUUUCUCUUUACCAGUCCUUUUAUUUUAUAAAAUUAGUGACCACCAUGUUCAAAAAACCUUCUUUCAUUACAUGUAUGUUUUAUUUUUCUUUGACAAUAUUUGCUAGCUCUUAUCAUGUGUUCUUAAAACCAAUAUUAACUUUUGAUUUAAUAGGAUACGACUGUUUUCAGAAACAUUAAACCGGCAGUCUUGCUUAUUCCCGUAGUUUCUGGUUAAGUUCUCUGAGCUUAUUGGCUUAACUGUAUCGCUUUCAAUGUCAUUUUGAACAGCAUAUUUAGCGUGUAGCGGUAAAACCUCAAAAUAAAUAAUUCUUUAGGUUUUUGACAUUGAUGCUGACCUUAUUAGUUUUACUAGACACGCCCUAGUUGAAGGCGCUUAGUCAUGCAUUAGCAUCAGAUUGUGAGUAGAUACGCUGUGCUACGCAUCUCUUGCAACUACUAGCCAGCUAAUAUCAAACGCUUCUCAACAUGUCGGCACUAUAACUCCGAACUACAUCCCUGAUUUGAUUGGUUUUAUACCGUUCGAUUAUAAAGAUGCUACGAACUAAAGCGUUGUCAAACUCUGAAUAUCUGUGGCAUCUUUGGGAUCGAAUGCACUUUUCACUGCCAGCUUACAAACAUUCUGUAGAGGUGCAUUGAGACGUAAAGAAUGGUUUCUUUACAAUUCCGUUGAAAUAGAUGUGGCUGAGAUUCAGGUUGUAAAUAGCCAUGUCCAAUAUCCCAAACUUCGGUUACUCGACAGUGUUGUUUCGCCGAUUGCUAAAUAGGCUUGUCUACUUUUAAGAUGUUAAAUAACUAGUUCGACACAAUUGGAUACGUCGUCAUCAAUAUUCGAGUCUAGGUGUGUAGGCAGUGCGUUUGCGGCCGAGUAAGUCACGUGUCCGAUUGAGUUAAGUUUUUGAGAUUUGAUAGACUGUAUACUGUACUGCAGAACAUAUCGUCCGGUAUUUCUGACUUGAGUGUCAAUAUGAAGCAUCUAAUGUCGAAGUCUGCUAAGCGUGAACAUGUGCCUAAUUAGUAAUACAUCACCUGUUCUUUCUUUUGUAGAUCUUUACAAAUUACAAUAAGACUUGGCAAUUAUAAUUAAAACACGUAACGAUUGAUGCUCAAGCAUCUGUCAACUACUCAUAAUGUUGCACAAUAUUACUCUUUUUCUUCUCAAUAAAUUUAUUUAAACAUAUACUAUUUCUCAUGCGGAUUGCAGUUUUCAUGUGCUGUGUUACGGGAAUAAAGGCGAUAACAGGAGACUUUUGGGGUUAUGCCAAAGGUGUUUUAAAAGUGGAAGCAAAAUCAGAGAAAUCGGCGUAUAUUUAGGCGAAAAGUAGGCAAUUCAGCAACGUUUGAAGCAGAGUGACAUAAAGGGGAAAAAAACCUCAUUAUUUCCACGGACAGGUGAAAGAGCAGACAUUGGCGCAUUUUCCUAUUAUUUCCCCUUUUAUUUUCCAACGCAUUUUCCCCUUUGUUCGCCUUUAUUUCCCGUUUAUUGAUUGAUUGGGGUUCUUAUCCUUUUGGAGCGAGGGAGGAAAAACCGUAUUUCCAUACUCUAGAUGGGGACGAAUAAAUCCAAUGAAGAUUAUGUGGAAAGUUCAUCCAUCGAACUGGCUGAAAAUGCGCUUUAACCUUACCAGUGCAAGGUUUGCUCGGAAGGCAUUUUUAUCGCAGUUAGCGUAAGACUUCAAAUCAUAUGGUAUCAACACCCAGAUCUUUUUCAACUUGGGAUACCUCUACAAGGGAGUUGACUCAGUUGUAGUUGUAGUCUGCAACAUGUCUCAGGCGGUCUACUUUACAUUUCCAGUUGUUAAAGGUAAGUCCAUUGUUAUCUGCCCAAAUUUGAAGUCGAGUUGGAUUCACCUGAAGUGCCAGUUCACCCUCUUGGUUGCAUAUCUCUUCAGAGUUUCACAUCAGCGAAAAGUAAUAAAUCUGAUGAUACCUGAUGUGAAAUAUCGUUUACAUAUAUCAAGAAAGGCACACUUGAAGCACCUGCCACGAAGAACUGAACACGAAUUGCUUGAAUGAAAUCUACCAUACGGUAAACACUCCUCAAACUUGUGCUCAACUUUUUCACUGCUUUGUAAUUCUUCAAUGAGUCAUUUCACAUGCUUCCACAAAAACGGGAAUUAAACUCCAUGACGUAUGACCUUGACUAUGAAAUGCAUCAGGACAAUCAAGUAAUCUAAUGAAAUUCUUCAUGUCUUGGAAGUCAGUUUCGUGCAAUACCUCGUAAUUAAUCCAUACACUUCGAACAUCAAGGAACGAGCAUUUCAGCAUUUAUAUGAGCGCCUUUUCCAGAUUUCGUACGUUAAUUCCUGCAAUUAGUCGAGUGAAAUAGGCUUAUCUGGAAAUGCCGAAUCUUUCGGUAAACUGUACACACCCUUUUCGAUGAAAGUAAGUAAAUUUCAAAACUUCCCAUUUACUCUUCGAAGGCAUCAUGAUUUGGAUGUACAUCCAGUUGUUCAAUCACAUGCUCCGUCGCGAAGCCUAUUCUUAAGGACCAAGGACAGCAUCACACUAUGAUUUACCAAUUUCUUUUCCUCUUUUAUUAUUAACAUACCUAGGUUCCUGCCUGGAGGAUUUGGUGAUCCCCUGCUACUAGACACGGAAGCCUGUUAAGCGAAAGCUUCUUCUAUUCCGUCCACAACCAUUUGAACCACUUGACUAUGAAAUGCAUCAGGACAAUCAAGUAAUCUAAUGAAAUUCUUCAUGUCUUGGAAGUCAGUUUCGUGCAAUACCUCGUAAUUAAUCCAUACACUUCGAACAUCAAGGAACGAGCAUUUCAGCAUUUAUAUGAGCGCCUUUUCCAGAUUUCGUACGUUAAUUCCUGCAAUUAGUCGAGUGAAAUAGGCUUAUCUGGAAAUGUCGAAUCUUUCGGUAAACUGUACACACCCUUUUCGAUGAAAGUAAGUAAGUGAGUCACAAUUCCAUCAUGUUCAACGUCUUUCCUCGCCCUAUUUCAGAUUUCAAAACUUCCCAUUUACUCUUCGAAGGCAUCAUGAUUUGGAUGUACAUCCAGUUGUUCAAUCACAUGCUCCAUCGUGAAGCCAACAUGAUAAUUAUCAGUAUUCGAAUUGAUGUGCUGACUAAAAUUUCCUGGACUAGUUCAAUUUAAGACAAAUAGGACUUGAUGAACACAACUGAAGUGGUCUCAGGUCCCUCAGUGGAUGGCUUCAAGAGGAAACUUGACCAAAAAAAUACUCACUCAUAGAUUGUCAGAUCCCGCUUAGACCAGCCAUGUCUGCAGCACAUCUCACAAUUCACAAGCUGUUGUCAUUAUCAGUUAGUCAUUAACUCAUCCAUGUCUCGCUUAUCAUUGUCUCUGUUUAUCUCUUUAUUAUUACACCUUGAUCUCAAAUUGUCUGCUUUAUUAAUAAACUAACUUAUUUAUUAAGUUCUUGAAACCGACAUCUUCUGUAUUCGAAUUUUCCCUUCAUUAUUCUUCACAUUGUAACCGACUGGACUUCUGUCGUGUGAUUUAUUAACCGCUGGUGUCCGGAGACCUUACUCUCAUGAGAAAAACUCACUAACUCAGAUUAGAAGAUAUACAAACCCACAAACAUUUAUCAAACGGACUAGAAUUAGUGCGAUCAUAUGGCUAGACCACCCGUACUUCACAUUACCAAUCUCCGGGAACUGUGUCGACACAAUGAUAAGAUAUCGCCAACAAAUCGGUAUGUGCAAUUCAUAAUAAGCAAGAAAUCAGUUAUAAAGGAAUUAACAUAUGGUGUAAAUACUUCAUUAAAGCUAGUCGAUAUAGAUAUGAUAUAAAAGCUUGCCUAAUAUGAUUUCGUGGAUUUUCAAACAUUAUCACGGUGUAUGUUGAAAUUGUUUCAAAUAAGCACUGGAGUUUGUGAAAGCAUGCAAACGUAUUUUUUUAAGCAUAAACACUUAUUUAAACGUUUUCUUUGUUGAAUUACUGGACCAAGUGUCAGAAUGAUAGCACUUCCAGAGAGAUAAUUCAUUGAUUAAUAUAAACCAGAAUGUUAGUUUUGUGUGAAAGUUUUUUUCACUGUUAAAGAUUCCUAACAUUUUAUGGUUGAAAUGCAUCGCUGUCUGUAACACCAAUUUAUAUAAGUUUACCAUUUGAGGCUAUUUUAUUCUCUUCUGUAAUAACAAAAUCAAUAAAUGAUAUAGAGUCGUUGCCGUAAGCAAACAGGUUUUUUCUUUCGUAGCCAUAGUUUCUACUCUGAGAACUGGUAAUAAACCAGCUAACUCCACAGUUCACCGUCUCAACCUAAAGUCCUGUUUGAAGAGACUGGUAUCGGCUUAUAUACAUAAGCCGUACUCUAGAAGUUUAAUGAAAAGUACAAAAAUCUCGUGGUUAAUUCUCAGGCUUUGGCAGCCUUUUACUAAAUUUGAGGUGACUGUCGUCGGAGAUCAUCCGUGAUGAAGUCCACGAAAGCUGGUUUAACUGACGUGUUGGUGCCUGAACUGAUUAUUAUUUAUACAUGGAUCUUAAAGCAAAAUGGGCAUAAGUAUCUACCUAUUCUGUGGAACGGUUCUUAGUAAUCCAAGAUUACAGUCAACAUGCUUUGUUAGAUUUUCGAGACCUGUACCAAAGACGAAAUAACACAAGCGAUAGAUGUCGCAAACCAGGCUUUCCUUCACGACGCAAGAGAAAGUAAAUCAGUGUAGAUGGUGAUGCAAAGAAAAGGUAGACUUCAUCAGAUGUUAUUAUUGCAUUUUGUUAAAGGCUUAUCUUCAAAGAAAUUUACUGUACUUUUUUCAGCUGGCUUAAUUACCACUUACCAAUCAAAUCACAAGCUUUGGAUUCAACAAACAUUUUGACUUUACCUUAUGUAUAUCAAGCACAUUUCACAUAACACUGUAGGACCUAACAUCGUUCAAUUCUAGGUUUACUUAUUACAUUGGGCAUUUAUUUGUCUACCAUGAGCAUGGAAACGUUUCAUAUUACGGUCAUUACAUGGUGGUUUCGCUUCAAUUGACUCGUGAAAUCAACUAUUAAAUUAUUAUAAUAUCCACAAAAACCCCUUCUGAUAAUGCUAAUUGAAAGGUUAACCGUUUUUUUCAUUUGUAGAAUGCCCUAAACGAAAGUCCGACUCUUACGUGAGAAACAUACCAACAACUUUAUCCCUAAUAGAAAGAAUGUGGGAAUAUAAAUUAUUCGUGAAAAACACAUAUGUAUAUUUUAUUUUUUGGUUUUUUGAGUACUACAUCGAUAACGUGAGUGAACUGUGAUUGUGUGUUCAUAUCACAAUGUUUUCUAAGAAUUGUUCACUAAGUUCCGUAAAAACUACGUGUUAAUAUCCGCGUAAGAGAAGAGUACAACAUUUUCGAGACGAGGUUCUGUCAUUGUCGUUAUCUGUAUAUUAGAUGACUGAAAAUAAACGGAUUAAGUAAGAACUUGAAUUUCAAUGUUCCUCACCGUGUAUCCAAGUACUUGAAUUGACUAGCAUGUAUAGAAGUAAUAAAUAAAGUAUGAUAUCACUUGAUGGACACAAUUAAACCGAUAUUAUAGUAGUAUUUGAACGAGUAUGCAGUUGUGUGCAUUUACUAUAUGUAUUAAACGCCAAAGGUUCUCUAAUGACAACGUUUACUUCUAAGCACACUACACAGUUCGUUCCUACUCUAUAUAAAUAAAUUCUAUUGAAUCACGUUAAACACCUCCUCUGGAAAGUUCAAGAUAUUAGUGUAACUAUACCUAUUCCCCUUCCGUGACAGACGUUAAUCGGAAUAUUGCAAACCGAUGUCCACUAAAUGGUAAUGUGACCUCCAUUUCGAGGAUAAAAGCAAAUAAACUGCAUUCCUUAAGACGUUUAAUGGCUUUUUCAGAUAAGGUUAUGUAUUUCCCUGUCUAAUGACGGCGUUAAUAAACCGAAUUAUCCUAGACAGUACCAAUUUAAGUAGUUAACAGAUGAGUAUUACGGUGAUGUUAUCCAAAUACUCUUAGCUCUGUGAAGCAAUAAUGUGACUGACCUCUCCAAGUAGCUUUAGUAUACACUGUAAGCUUGUCCCACCUGGCAUCGUAUAAACCCGACAUUUAAACCCGUUAACAACAACUCUCUACCUUCCUGUAUUGCUGAGAAUGUGAAAAUAGGUAAAUAGGGAUUAUUGAGUAUUUUAUUAGGAGAUUUUUAAUGCACAAAGUGCAUUUGAUUAUGCAUCAUCUUGAAAUAUGUUCAAGUAACUUAGGUUUCCAGAUGGUUGUGAGUAUCUGUAUAACUAUGGUUGACAUUUAAUUGGUAGCAGCAAUUACCCGCACUAAUAUGACGCUGGAACUGAAUAGGGCAUUCAUUACGGAAAUCACCAAACUGCACCACAAGGCAAGCGCUAGCUUGGAAUCCUGAAGGGAAGCGAAAAAGAGGAAGGCCAAAGAACACACUGUGUCGGGAAUUGGAAGCAAACAUUUAAAGGAUGAACAGCAGCUGGAAACAACCGGAAAGGAUUGCUGGCGGGUGGCCUAAGCCCCUCUACGAUGGGUAUUUAUUUAUUUCAACACAUAAAUACCGGUACAAGAGGGCACCAAAUAUAUAUGCACACCAUAUUUGUGUGUGUG
Molecule: messenger RNA, 8291 nt
Organism: Schistosoma haematobium
Lineage: Eukaryota; Metazoa; Platyhelminthes; Trematoda; Strigeidida; Schistosomatidae
Gene: TUBD1
Product: Tubulin delta chain
Exons: 8
Coding region: 145-1629 (494 amino acids)
Biological process (GO): microtubule cytoskeleton organization; mitotic cell cycle
Cellular component (GO): cytoplasm; microtubule
Molecular function (GO): structural constituent of cytoskeleton; GTP binding
Source: RefSeq, a predicted model, not a curated record